Monopterus albus (swamp eel) is the source of this 5218-nucleotide messenger RNA. It is a transcript of the gene asap2a, whose product is annotated as ArfGAP with SH3 domain, ankyrin repeat and PH domain 2a. The record is from RefSeq and is a predicted model, not a curated record. The coding region runs from base 468 to 3425 and encodes 985 amino acids. Lineage: Eukaryota; Metazoa; Chordata; Actinopteri; Synbranchiformes; Synbranchidae. Gene Ontology annotation, molecular function: GTPase activator activity; protein binding. Gene Ontology annotation, biological process: positive regulation of GTPase activity. Gene Ontology annotation, cellular component: cytoplasm. The transcript is spliced from 29 exons.
AUUGAAACCCCUCCUCUACCUUUGUCGCUUUCUUGCGCUCCCGUUGAAACGCCUACUCGUUGUUUUCCUGGGUUCGGAGGAAGAAGUUAUUCACCCGCUCAGUCGGAGAAUAUCGUACGCCGAGGGAGGAUAGAGGAAGCUUUUCGUUCCUUCUCUUUGUGGUCAGCGCAUGGCCCAUGAACCUGAUUGGAAAGGGGGUAGUGAGGCAAAGGGCAGGAGGGAUUUAACCACCGUGAAGCACAGCGUGGUGUGAGCGGCAGCGCUGCGGUGCCUGUGGCCAGCGUGCAACGCCGCUGCACCGGAUCGUGUUGGGAGCAGACAAGGGAAUAACACAACCACAUCCAGAGAUGGUUUUCUACCCGUGGGAGCCUUCACAGACAUUGCUACUGCUGUGAACCUUUCUAUCCAAACAUUUGUCCAGUGGGAUUAAGAAACGUGCUUUUUCUUUAUCAGCAAAGGAAUUAAAGAUGCCGGACCAAAUCACAGUUUCAGAGUUUGUGGCAGAGACGAGCGAAGACUACAAAUCGCCCACUGCCUCGAACUUCACCACCAGGAUGUCCCACUGCAGGAACACGGUGGCUGCUCUGGAGGAGGCUCUGGAUGUUGACCGUAGUGUUCUGUACAAGAUGAAGAAGUCUGUGAAGGCCAUCUACACAUCUGGUCUGGCCCACGUGGAGAACGAGGAGCAGUACACUCAGGCCCUGGAGAGGUUUGGAGAAAACUGUGUCUACAGAGAUGACCCAGACUUGGGUUCAGCCUUCCUCAAGUUCUCUGUCUUCACCAAGGAGCUCACUGCUCUCUUCAAAAACCUGUUCCAGAACAUGAACAACAUCAUCACCUUUCCUCUGGACAGCCUGCUGAAAGGGGACCUGAAGGGAGUCAAAGGGGAUUUGAAAAAGCCCUUUGACAAAGCCUGGAAGGACUACGAAACAAAAGUCACCAAGAUAGAAAAGGAGAAGAAGGAGCAUGCAAGGCAGCAUGGGAUGAUCAGGACGGAGAUCAGUGGGGCAGAAAUCGCUGAAGAGAUGGAGAAGGAGAGGAGAUUCUUCCAGCUACAGAUGUGCGAGUAUCUCCUCAAGGUCAAUGAGAUCAAAAUCAAGAAGGGCGUGGACCUGCUGCAGAACCUCAUCAAAUACUUCCACGCACAGUGCAAUUUCUUUCAGGACGGUCUGAAAGCUGUGGACAACCUGAAGCCUUCCAUAGAGAAGCUGGCCACAGAUCUGCACACAAUAAAGCAGGCGCAGGAUGAGGAGAGGAAGCAGCUGACUCAGUUACGAGAUGUCCUCAAGUCGGCACUACAGGUGGAGCAGAAAGAGUCUAGGAGAGAUUCACAGGUGCGGCAGAGCGCCACCUACAGCCUGCACCAGCCGCAGGGGAACAAGGAGCACGGCACAGAACGCAGCGGGUACCUGUACAAGAAAAGUGACGGGUUGAGGAAGGUUUGGCAGAAGAGAAAAUGCACGGCGAAGAACGGAUAUCUCACCAUCUCACACGGCACGCCUAAUCGACCGCCAGCUAAACUCAACCUGCUCACCUGCCAGGUGAAGCACAAUCCUGAAGAGAAGAGGAGUUUUGAUCUCAUAUCUCAUGACAGAACCUAUCACUUUCAGGCUGAGGACGACCAGGACUGUCAGAUCUGGAUCUCGGUGCUACAGAACAGUAAGGAGGAGGCGCUGAAUCAGGCCUUUAAAGGGGACCAGCAUGUCGGUGAGAACAACAUUGUGCAGGAGCUGACCAAGGCGAUCCUGGGGGAAGUGAAGAGGAUGACGGGAAACGACGUGUGCUGUGACUGUGGAGCGGCCAAUCCAACAUGGCUGUCCACCAACCUGGGCAUCCUCACCUGCAUUGAAUGUUCAGGGAUCCACAGGGAGCUGGGAGUCCACUACUCCAGGAUCCAGUCCCUCACUUUGGAUGUACUUAGUACCUCAGAGCUCUUGCUGGCCAAGAAUGUGGGGAACGCAGGCUUUAAUGAGAUCAUGGAGGCUUGUUUAAGUGCUGAGAAUGUGGUGAAACCCAACCCAGCCAGUGACAUGCAGGUGAGGAAAGACUUCAUCACAGCCAAGUACAUAGAGAAGCGCUUUGCUAGGAAGAAGUGUCCUGAUGCGACGUCGCGGCUCCGCACGCUGUGUGAUGCCGUGAAGGCUCGGGACAUCUUCUCCCUCAUCCAGGUCUACGCCGAGGGACUUGACCUCAUGGAGCCCAUUCCUCUGGCUAAUGGACAUGAGCAAGGGGAGACGGCCCUUCAUCUCGCCGUCAGACUGGUGGAUAGGACAUCUCUUCACAUCGUCGACUUUCUCACUCAAAACAGCUUGAACCUGGAUAAGCAGACAGCCAAAGGCAGCACAGCGCUACACUACUGCUGUCUGACCGACAACAGUGAGUGUCUCAAGCUGCUACUGCGAGGAAAGGCCUCCAUAGAGAUUGCUAAUGAGGCUGGGGAGACGCCGCUGGAUAUUGCUCGGAGGCUCAAACACCUGCAGUGUGAGGAGCUGUUGACCCAAGCGCUAGCGGGGAAAUUCAAUGCCCACGUCCAUGUCGAGUAUGAAUGGUGUCUGCAGCAUGAAGACUUGGACGAGAGUGAUGAAGAUCUGGACGAGAAGCCCAGCCCUCUCCGGAGAGACGAGCGUCCAGUCAGCUGUUACACCCCGAGCAGUAACUCCCACCUCCCCUCGAGCCUGGGCUCCGGAGGCCGCGAUGCAGUCAGCCUCGUGAAGGACAAACAGCGCACCUACAUGCCCAACCUGGUCAACAAUGAGACUUACGGCACCAUCCUCAACGCUACCACGCCUCAACCUGCCACCACGUCGGCCCCGCCCCUGCCCCCAAGGAACCUGGCCCAGUUACCCGGCCUGGGAGGGAUCAGCCAGUCCUCAGCGUCCAGCAGCUGGAAGACUGGUUCUUUAGACCCGGGUGGAAGACAGCGGUCAUCCUCAGACCCCCCCAACAUGCACCCUCCUGUCCCUCCUAUAAGACUCACCUCAACUGGAGGUCUGGGUCCUCCUCCUGUGGCGAAGAUGGAAGCGAUGAGCAUACAGUCUAAGUUGGGCCAAGGACCACUGGGAUCACGAGCCGCGGCGCCAAAAUCUCCUGCAGGCAAUGAUAAAAGCUUCAACAGAGGACUUCUAAAUCGAACAGAAUCUGUGGACGGACCAGCAAAGGAAGUGCCAGGAUGCCCCCAGAACUCUGUAGGUCAGGCUCUGCCUCCAGCCCCCAUGCCGAGGAAGGCCUACCCAAAGCAAAGGCCAAAGCGAGUGAAAGCCAUCUACAACUGUGUAGCCGACAACCCAGACGAGCUGACCUUCUCUGAGGGCGAGGUGAUCGUGGUGGAUGGAGAGGAGGACCAGGAGUGGUGGCUGGGCCACAUCGAAGGCGAUCCGCUGAGAAGAGGAGCCUUCCCAGUUACAUUUGUACACUUCAUGGACUGAAAAGUCACGUCGGGUCUCAGGAACUGCCCCGGGUUGCAGCUUCCCUCUUUCACCCGUGUGUGUCUGCCAGCCAGCAAAACAUCCGCCAUCUUCCUUGUGUUUGCUGGCGGCAUCAUCUUCCUCAUUAGCAUCAUGAGUGAGUUGUUGAAGUGCCAGUGCUGCACCAUCACCUCGGUUACAACUUUCUGCGUGGGUGUCAUCAUGGCAACCGUAGCAGGCUUUUUGCAGAUAGUCUGGGAGUCACCCUGGACUUGUAGAACUGUGUGUGGUUUUAAUGCUUGCAGAUAAUGUUUCUGACAAACUCUAUGAUUUAAAAAAACCAAUGAUUGUAGCGAAUGACCUCCCACAAUAAAUACACUUUUCUUGUCUUUAUCCGUGUUACAGAAUGAAAUGACGUGGCAUAAUGAAGGUUGUAUGUACAGUAUUCAUCUGUUUUGUCCAUCUGCAUUGUACAGGCAGUCCUUUAAAGUGAUAGAACUGAAAGAACACAGCAGUGUAUUUUAUCUUAAAUGUGAACAUAGUCAACAUGCUUACAUUUCACCUCUGUGCAUGAGCAGUUUUUAAAAGCUUACCUGCUUCUAGGUGCAACUUUCUAACUCUGUAGUCGUCCUCCACUGUGGAGGAUGUUCUAAUGGUGCUAAGUUAACCCUGAAAUAUGCUAGAAGCUGCACUCAAAGGAGUGCUUCCCUCUCCCUGUUUCAAAGAGGGAAAGAAGGCGGAUGCUGCAUGUGUAAGUAGCCUUCAACUCGCCAGACCUGGGAGAACCCACUUUCUUGCGUAUGUGUUGAGUAAUAGACCUGCACAUGAAUUCCACGCCAUGCAUCUUCUACUAACACACUUCUACUUGUACUAUUUUAGGAUGAUGUUUCAGAGCGACAUUCCUUCCUAUUUGCUGAUUUAGGUCAAAUAACGAGACUGACUGGAGCUGCAGCAGCCAGUAACUAACUUCAUUGCGUCGGACACGUCAGGCUAUCUUUGCCUGUCAUCUGCCUUAUUAGAGGAAAAGUGUGUGUGCAUGUGUGUGUGAUCUGCACAGACUAAGAGAAGGAAAGAAUACUGAAGUAAAAGGAAAAAAGUGUGAGAAUGUGAUGGAAAGCGGGCAUUAUCUGUGACUUUUUGCUUCCACAUGCUCUCAGACGUUGACAGGCUUUUCUUUCCACCAGUGAGCUAAAUUAAGUCUCUAACUUUGAUGCUUUCUAUACAACAAGACGUAGAAGAGUGUCCUACUUAGUUAGGCCUCUCAUAUCUGUACAUCUCUGGGGUCACAUGUAGAAGCUUUAUCUAUAGUGUUAUGAAAUGAAUAUAAAACAUACAAUUUAAUUAACUUCGUCUUUUGGUUGCAGAGCAACUUUCUUUUUGUUCAUACUGUUGAUACUUAGAUGUUUAACCUGAAAACCAGAGCCUUAUAUGGAUUUGUGAAUGACCUGAAGAGAAGCAUGUGAAUCAUAGCUGAUGCACUCUCUUUAUCGUGUUUAAUAUUAACCCACUGGAAACAGUAAGAUUUAAUGAUCUAUUAAUGUAAAUAGAUGUUUUUGUUUUGAUAUUUAAAUGUAAAAAAAGAGUCGAGUUACCCUGGGCAGUGUAUGUCUUUUAAUGCACUGUGGCAAUGAGCUGGACCUGUGUACACUUAAAACACAAACAGACUCGUACACACACACACACACACACACACACACACCUGGGAAAAUUAACUUAGUUCAUUCUCAUUCACUAUCUGGGGAUCACUACAUUGACUCAACUCUGUUGUGCAAGUACAUGGGAAAAUGAAACUGGAAUAAUAAAAUAUGAAAUAA